AUGGCUGCCGAGCAAUCAAGCUCAUCAUGGCAUCCGGCUGUGAUGCCCAAUAACCCGGAUGGGGCUGCUGCUCCCACUGAGGCACCCGCCGACGCGACCAAGCCGACACCAUCAUCCCUCCCUAUCCAGCCCGCGAAGCCUACAACGAUAGAGUCUUCAUCACCCGACGAUUCGGAGACUUCCAGUGACGAAGAAUCUUCCGAUGCUUCGCUUUCACAGGAUGGUGAUGAAGGCGAUGCCAGGGUAGCUUCCGAAGAGCCAGCAGCUGGGCAGCACCCAAUCGAGGAGCUCCCCACCGAGCCCGCCGCAGAGAACCCCGAGGCUGAGACAACUUCUAAACCCAAGGCCUCGACCUCACAGCACGCUAGCUCCAUGUCUUUCGCUCGGACCGUAUCCCACGAUAUCACCUUUGGCGACGAUGAUGAGGGUGACUGGAAUCUAUCCCGCACGGACACUGAUCCCUUCAAAUUCAUGCCUCCUUCAGAUCGAACAAACUCUUUCCCGGUUGUGCCACCCAUGUCCCCAGGCUCGGACUCGUACGGACAACCACUGCCUUCGAACCAGGCUGCAGAUGUCCUGGAAGAGAACGAAAGAGACGUCGACGCCGAGGAGGAGGAGUACCAAAGGGGGAAUGCCCCGGAAGAUUCCGCCGUACUCGCCGCUCCUAAGAGGCAGCAUGGACGGUCAAUCUCCAUUGGCAGGGACCUUCAAGAACCCGAUGAACAGGACUCUGAGGCACGAUAUGAGGAGGGUAUUCCAUUGAUCUCCCAAACUGGACAGGAGCAGCCAUCCGAGAAGUCCAACGCAGCCGUUACUAGCUCCUUUGACGAGGAAGAUGGAGCCGGCGAUGACUUCUUCAGCCAAGUUCGGGAUUCUAAGGCGGAUGGCGCUUUGAAUGGUCUGCCAGUGCAGCCUCUGGAGCGCAAGUCUACCAUGCAGGUUUUGGAUUCAGUUAACCCUGGCUCCCUCUCGCGCCAGUCUACUCUCGAAGAGGAGUCAGAGGAGUCAGAGGAGUCAGACGAGCCAGAGGAAGUCCUUGCAGAGGCAGAUUCAAAGGCCCAAACUAAGGAUGGCCAACCCCCCAAAGAUCUGGCUGCAAAAUGGGAGGCAGCCUUUGGUGACGACGAUGACGAUGACUUCCUUCUAGAAGACAGCACACCACCGGAAAACAAAGAGGUUGACCCAGCAGCUUUCUUGGGCAGCGAUGACGAAGGUUUAUUGGAGGAUGACGAGCCGGCUCCAGCUCCUGCGCAAAACCCUUACCUCCCUCAAAAGCCAACGACUCAGCGAGCAGCCUCAUAUACCCCUGGAACGACGGCUCCCGUACAGACUGCUCCUGGUGGCAUGUAUAGUACACCCGCGCCGGCGAUGACCCCAUACGGAUCAGCACCGCAGCACAACACACCAGCCCCUGCUGAGAGACCUGGGUUGCCGAGGGCCCAAAGCUUUGUGGACAAGGCCAAGGGAGGAUAUUCGUCUCCCUAUGACCUGCCUACGGAUCUUGUCACCCCUGUGAUGAAGCCCCGAAAGAGAGCUAGCAUGCAUCAGCUUCCUCGAGCUUCUGCACCUCCUCCUCAGGGAUCAUCGCUGCCUAGAAGUAGCAGCAUGUUCAUGCCUGGCCCACCGUCUAAUUCUCUUUCUCCCCCCACCUCGAGUCAUGGGAGCCAAGGCCCGCCGAUGCAUCAAGCUUCCCCUAUGCAACAUAAACCUCCAACUCCUGGUGUUCAACACAAGGAGAGCUUCUUUGAGGAAUUGCCUAUGGUACCCAAGCCUCGCCCAAGCUCGAGAACUAGCCUGCGUGCUCCCUCUCCUGCCCAGCAUCCUCCUCCAAUGGCCUAUGGCGCUCACCCAGCUCCCCCGCCUCCGACCAUGAACCAGAUGUUACCUCCACCUCUGCCCGCGCACCCGGUUGCUCCUAGCCAACCCCCUGUCACUCAUCCGACUGGAGUUGCAAACCUGGUGUCCCCCGAACGGGUGAGCCCUUACGCUGCCCUUUCAACCCCGGCGAACCAUCUACCUCCGCCAUCCACCAACGGUUCUAGAUAUUCGCCGGCUCCUGGGGCUACCGGGAACCAUUCGGCUCCCCCGGUGCCUAUCAAUAGCCGCUACUCUCCGGCCCCCCCUGCUACGAAAGGACACGCUUCCUACGGACCUGUUGCAUCAUCUGCAGUCCCACCACCAAUCCUGCCUUUUCAACCUCGAACGUCGAGCCCCUUGACUCACUGUGAGACGAACCAUGGCCCUAACGGGGAGUUGACACUGGCAGAACGCCGAAUGAGCUCUUCCUAUGAGCCACGGUUGAACCGCGUUUCCUCUCUACCCCCAACCCGCGAGGUUGAUGAAGAAGAGGAGCAAACGACUCCUAAUAGGUCUGCGAGCGCUACGCACCCCCCUUCUCAUCUCGAAUCCAGGUACAGCCCUGGAAACUCUCCAAGGGCAAUUCGACGCACGCCGCCACCUCCCAGUUACGCCGGGCAGUUGACGCUCUCCCCCCCUAAGCAGUCAGGCCCGAGCUAUGUGCCUUAUGCUCCACAUGCUCCUCCCACGGCACAGGCUGGAUUUGUCCCACCUCCUCGGGCUCAGACCCAGUCUCCCAGCGCCGCAUAUGGCCACAAGCAAGGAACGAGAUCUUCCGAACAUGUUCGACGUCCCUCAUCCGCCCACUCGGCCACCUCCCCAGUUAUUACUCGGCCGGCACAUACCUCGUACGCUCCCGUCAGCCGAGUUCGCGGCCAAUCCAUUACGAUGAAUAUGGUUGCGCCAACUGAUGGACGGGAGAAGGAUCCUCUUCAGCGAUGGAAGGGUGCCCCGAUUUUCACUUGGGGUGUCGGUGGUACCAUGGUCACGUCUUUCCCUAACAGCGUGCCUCGAUAUGGCAUGAACCAAAGUGUGCCAACUAUUAUUCGCACACCUGGUGAGGUCAAGGUUCGUAAUGUCAAGGAUAUUGAACCGCUUCAGGACCGCCUUGCCAAGUUCCCAGGCCCUCUCAAGGGCAAGUCCAAGAAGAAGGAGACCAUCGCCUGGUUGACUGCUGGCAUUGAGACGUUGGAGAAGGAUGUCCCGGAGAUUUCAAUCCACUCCCAGCUCUCUUUGGAGUCCAAACGUGCUAUUGAGCGCCUGCUUCUAUGGAGAAUCCUUCGUAUCUUCAUCGAGUUUGAUGGCAUACUUGAGGGCACUCCAGCAGUGGAGAAGGCAGUGCGAGACAUUCUCUCACCUGGUACAAUCACACCCACUGCAGAUGACGAUGCCCUAUUCCCUGGUGUUGGAGGUUUGGGUGUUGGGCCUAGCGCCGUCACUGCAAUGCAAGCUGAUGGAGCUGAUAUGUCAACCAUGGACCAAAUUCGCCAUCACUUAUUGAGGGGUGAUCGGGAGAAGGCUGUUUGGGCCUUUGUCGAUAAACGGUUAUGGGGCCAUGCCAUGUUGAUCUCUCACACGGUGUCGGGCGAUCUUUACAAGCAAGUUGCACAAGAGUUCGUCCGAAAGGAGGUCAACUACCCUGGCCACAACAACGAGUCGAUGGCGGCACUGUACAAGGUUCUGUCCGGAAACUUCGACGACUGUGUCGAUGAGCUUGUCCCUGUUCAUGCUCGAGCUGGUCUCCAACUUAUGUCAACUCAGGCUGGCCUGGGACCUGCAAAGGAUACCCUCGACGGGUUGGACAAGUGGCGGGAGACGUUGUCUCUUAUCCUCAGCAACCGCAGUGUCGAUGACACUCGCGGGUUGAACGCCCUUGGAAAUCUCCUUUCCAGCUACGGGAGAGCCGAAGCAGCCCAUAUCUGUUUCCUCUUCGGCAGGAAUGCAUCCGUCUUUGGUGGCCUUGACGACCCUAACGCCAACCUUGUGCUCCUGGGCUCGGACCAUCAUCAGCAGUCUGACCAGUUUGCCAAGGAAACCGAGGCUCUUCAGCUCAGCGAGGUAUACGAGUAUGGCAUUUCACUCGCAGGAGGACUCGCAGCCGCGGCCGGAACUCCUCAUCUUGCUGCCUACAAGCUCCAGCAUGCUAUGACUCUCGCCGAGUACGGCUACCGGGACAAGGCCUUGCAGUACUGCGAUGCCAUCGCAACUGCGAUGACCUCCCAGACGAAGAGGUCACCUUAUCACCACGCCAUCUUGGAAGCUGCUUUGGAGGACUUCAUGACCAGACUCAAGCAAGCUCCUAAGGAUGAGACCAAUUCCUGGAUCUCGAAGCCCAGCAUGAAUAAGGUUUCAGACAGCAUGUGGAACCGAUUCAACAAGUUCGUCGCUGGAGACGAGAAUGAGAAAAACGGAACUGGACCCGGUGGCGAGGGGGAGACUGGCCCAUUUGGCCGCAUUGCGACAACGCCGACUAUGAGCCGGUCGCCCUCUGUUUCCAACUUUGAAGUAUAUGGUGGACAAUCACCAGGCUACCCCAUGGGGACUGCUCAACCUGCGGCAACUGCUGCAGGAUCGCGGUAUGCCCCAGGGGCGGUGACGGCUACCCCCUCGUCCAACCCUUACGAACCUACGUCCCAAUACACUCCUGGCCCGAGGAGCUCCAUGGACCGAGGCUCAAAUGAGUACCCCCGGAACUCUUACGAGCCCUCAUACCCAGGAGUUGCUCCAGCUUCGGCACCGUCUGGAGGUUAUACCCCUCUGGUUCCCUCGGCGUCUGAGUCAACUCUCCCCCAGAUGGACUCUGGUAUGGCUGUAGCCCCGGGACUGGCACCAGCUGCUCAAAUUAUGCAGGGGGGUCAGCUUGGCGGAUAUCAACCUUUCGGCGUUCCCACAUCCGCUAGCAUGCCUGUAUCUCCCACAGGUGGUGAGGACAAGGUCACCGAUUCAUCUCAGCAGGGAUAUCAGCCUCUGAGCUAUGGAUACGAGCCACCUUCGCUCAAUUCCAAUUCCCUUGCGCCCGAGAGCCAAGCCAACACUGCUGAAAGUGGCAGUGAUGGAUAUGAGCCACCAUCAUUCCAGCCAUAUGGCUACGAACCACCUUCUUAUCAGCCUGACCUGGGGUCAACUGCCGAGGAUGUAGAUGAUACGCCAAAGCCCAAGAAGAAGAGCUUCAUGGAUGACGACGACGAUGACAUGCCUUCUUUGAGGCCCAAGGAGCAAUCGAAGAGUGAUAGAGAUCGGGAGAACGAUGAGAUGUUCCGUAAGGCGGCUGAAGAGGAUGCGAAGCGUGCUGCUCAACAGUCACCUAAGAAAGGUUGGGGUUUCUCGGGGUGGUUUGGCAAGAAGGCAGAUACGCCUCCUCCUGCCGGCGACCAAUCGCCCGGCAAGCCUAUCCGAGCGAAGCUGGGAGAGGCCAGCAGCUUUGUGUACGAUCCUGACUUGAAGCGAUGGGUCAACAAGAAGCCUGGCGCCGAGAUCGUGCCAGCUAAGACGGCCACCCCCCCUCCCCCUAGGGCCAUUCCUCGUUCCGUCUCUGGAACUCCCCCACCACAAUCAACUGGUACGCCUCCGCCGCCGAUGGCUAGUAGUGCGCCGUCGGGUGGCAUGCCACUUCACAUGCGCUCGGCAACCCCGGAGUUGACGAGGGCUCCUUCGAUGGAUAAUUUGGGUCUGUCAGCCCCUCCUCCGCUCAUGGCCCGUUCCGUGUCCAACCCUAGCUUGGGAGGACCUGCCGUUGGCCCUCCGUCCAGACCUACUACAAGCAUGAGCAAUGCCAGCAGUAUUGACGACCUUAUCGGCGCUGCCGCACCCCGCCGGCCGGGCGAGAAGAAGAAGCCUCGCAAGAGCGGUCGCUAUAUCGACGUUAUGGCUAAAUAA
Ilyonectria robusta is the source of this 5733-nucleotide messenger RNA. Its product is annotated as Sec23-binding domain of Sec16-domain-containing protein. The record is from RefSeq and is a predicted model, not a curated record. The transcript is spliced from 2 exons. Gene Ontology annotation, biological process: Golgi organization; autophagy; COPII vesicle coat assembly. Gene Ontology annotation, cellular component: ER to Golgi transport vesicle membrane; endoplasmic reticulum exit site. The coding region runs from base 1 to 5733 and encodes 1910 amino acids. NCBI's taxonomy places the organism in Eukaryota, Fungi, Ascomycota, Sordariomycetes, Hypocreales, Nectriaceae.